AUGACAGUUCCCUGCAACAGCACCAUAUGUGGACAACAAAGAAGACAAUGCUCUAUGACAAGGAAAGCUUGUGCAUAUCAAGUUUUAUAUCUUUCCAGUAAUACUUCGUCUACUGGGAUCUUGGUAGAGGAUAUGUUGCACUUAAUCACAGAUGAUAACCCAUUAAAAGAUGUUGAUGCACAGAUUACACUUGGCUGUGGAAUAAUUCAAACUGGCACAUUUUUGGAAGGUGCAGCUCCCAAUGGUCUGUUUGGGCUUGGUAUGGAUGCUAUAUCUGUUCCUAGUGUUUUAGCAAGUCGAGGACUUGCUGCAAAUUCUUUCUCUAUGUGUUUUGGGCCUGAUGGACUGGGGAGGAUCGUUUUUGGAGAUAAAGGCUCCUCAGACCAAGGAGAAACACCAUUCAAUAUUGACAAGUUACAUCCGACAUACAAUAUCAGCGUGACACAAAUAACCGUGGAGAAAAAUGUCACUGAUCUCAAUUUCACUGCAAUCUUUGACUCUGGCACUUCGUUUACUUACUUGAACGACCCGGUUUAUACAUUUAUAUCAGAGAAAUUCAAUUCUGCGGCCAAAGACAAACGUCAUCCACCUGAUUCCAAUCUUCCUUUUGAAUAUUGCUAUGAAAGUGCAAAUCAAUCUGUCAUUCCGUUUCCUCAUGUCAAUCUAACUAUGGAAGGUGGAACCCAAUUCUACGUUACCGAACCAAUAAUAAUAACUAGUGUUCAGGGCGGUGGAUAUGUAUAUUGUUUGGGUGUAGUCAAAAGUGGGGACAUAAAUAUCAUUGGACAGAACUUCAUGACCGGUUACCGUAUAGUUUUUGAUCGUGAGAAGAUGGUUUUGGGUUGGAGGGCUUCUGACUGUUAUGAUGCCAAAACUUCCAAUACUCUACCGGUAAGCCCGCUAAGCUCCCCUGCAGGUCCUCCCGAUGCCUCCAUGAAUCCAGAAGCCACAUCAGGAAUUGGGAAUGGCUCCCCUUUCCCAAGUUCAACACCGCCACCACCAUCUGCAGGGAACCAUUCGCCCCGCUUGAAUUCUUUUGUUUACACACUUGUGUUGGCUCUUUUUUCUCUUUCGACCCACUAUUUGAUCAUUCUUUCCUCAAUCGGUGACAGAGCUCUUUUUGACUCUGGGACCUCCUUCACAUAUCUGGUUGACCCUCCCUAUAGAAGUCUUUCAGAGAGUUUCCAUUCACAAGCCCAAGAUAAGCGGAGGACACCUGAUCCAAGGAUCCCUUUCGAAUAUUGUUAUGAUAUGAGUCCUGAUGCAAAUACUAGUUUGAUUCCUAGUAUGAGUCUAUCUAUGAAAGGAGGAGGCCAAUUUGCCGUUUAUGAUCCAAUAAUUGUCAUCUCCGUGCAGAAAAUUUUAUGA
This is a messenger RNA of Ilex paraguariensis (yerba mate), 1368 nucleotides long. The record is from the annotation of a GenBank genome assembly. NCBI's taxonomy places the organism in Eukaryota, Viridiplantae, Streptophyta, Magnoliopsida, Aquifoliales, Aquifoliaceae.